Molecule: messenger RNA, 1521 nt
Organism: Cuscuta epithymum
Lineage: Eukaryota; Viridiplantae; Streptophyta; Magnoliopsida; Solanales; Convolvulaceae
Source: the annotation of a GenBank genome assembly
CAACACCCCAACCUCCAUAAACCCACUUCCCCUCUCUCCUGUAUUAAUCAUACGCCAUGUUCAAAGCAAAGCCUCUUCCUCCCAAGCUUAAUUAUCCGCCGAAUUGAAGCCACCGCCUAGGGUCGACACAGGUGAUAUUAUGGAUCCGAAGGCGUUCGCCAAGCUGACUAAGAAGCUUUCCAAGGAGCCCAGGAAGAAGAAGGAGGAGGGGUCUUCCUCACAGCCCCAAGUAGGUGCCUUCUUCGAGAAGGAGAAGACCCUUGAGGGUCAAGGGCCCUUAAGGGAGGCCACCACCGUGCAUGCCGGUGCUGACGCCGGAGGCUCCAAGGCGGGGGAGCUCAAGAGGAAGAACGCCGGGAAGGGCUUACAGCCCCCGGAGAAGAAGAAGGUAAAGGGGGACGCCGGACAGAAGGAUACCCCCGUGGUGGUUAUUGACGACCUCCCGGCCGGCCAACCGUCAGCCUCUGCUCCCCUAGAGGAUCUCGUCGAGGGGGCCUGGCCCCUCGAGACUGUGCAUUUCCCAAUCAAAAAGGGAACAGCCAUCAUGCAUGGCACCCUCGAUCCGAGGGAGUUCUUGAAGGGUGCCACUCCUUCGGUAGAUCGGUCCACCCUCAGCCGGUUCGGGGAUGAAGCCCUCGAACUUAAGGCUCUCCAAGCUUCGGCCACUGCGAGCCUGGCCUUCGGGGAACUGGUUCGUAGGGCGGAGCAGCAUCGCCUCGAGAGGGCAAAAUCCGCCGAGGUGACGAGGAAGCUGGUGGCCAAUAAUACCGAGGCCAUUCGGCAGCUGGCGAUUUUGGAGGAGGCCCUCCGGCAGGCGGAGAAGAAAUUGGAGGCAGCCAAGGAGGGAGCCCGGGCCGAGGGGAAAGCUGAAGCCGAGAGGGCCGCUGCUGAGGCCGCCAAGAUAGCCGCCGAGAAGGCUGAGGAGGCUAAAGCGGAAGCUAUCUCUAAGGCCAAGGAAGAGGCGGGUGGCGGCUUUUAUUGCUGACGGCUGGAAGGCCGAAGAGCAGAAGCAGUGGGUGGCCUCAGUGGUGGAGGCUUCUGCCGAUGGCUGGGUGAAGGGCCCCGGGGCAAUGUGGCUUGCCCUGAAGGGGAAGAGUUUUUAUGAGGGGGCUCAAUAUUUCACUCAAGCCCUGUUGUACCGGAAGCUGGCCCGACAUCAUGGUGUGGAUCCGAAGGCCUUCGAACCGGCUUCCUAUGGCCUUCCUCCCUUGCUCCCAGAUGUCAGAAUUCCCCUUCCCGAGGGUGAGGAGAGGCAGCUGCUUGAAGAUUCAGAGCUGGCAAGGUGUGACUCUGAUGAAGAAGAGGCCGGGGAUGACGCGGUCUCGAAGCUGAAGGAAGACGUCGCCAGAGAGGCAGAGACUUAGAGUUAUUUCAUGUGUAAACAUUUGCCAUAGUAGGCUUCGGCUUCGGCCAUGUAUUGUAAACAAACAUCUUCUGUACUUGUAUAUUUCGGUGAUGAAUGUUUUGCCUUCGGGUCUCAUUUUAUUGUAUGAAUGAAUGUAUGUCUUUGCUUCCCUUCCA